AUGGCGGUUAUAAACCAGCCCAACAGUCAGAUCAGGUUGACCAACGUGUCCCUAGUGCGGAUGAAAAAGGGCAAAAAGAGAUUUGAAAUUGCCUGCUAUCAAAACAAAGUGCAGGACUGGAGACUGAAGGUGGAGAAAGACUUGGAGGAGGUGUUGCAGAUCCCCCAGGUGUUUAUCAACGUCUCCAAGGGCCAGGUCGCCAACAACGACGACUUGCUCAAGGCGUUCAACACCACCGACCAGGACCAGAUUGUGUUGGAGAUCUUGAACAAGGGCGAGAUCCAGCUCAAUGAAAAAGAACGCAGCGCCAACCAGCAACAGAAGCAGAACGAGUUCCUCAACAUCAUCUCGACAAAAUGCAUAAACCCACGCUCGAAAAAACGAUAUCCGCCUUCGAUGAUUGAAAAGUGCUUGAACGAAGUCAAGUUCCAUCUCAACCCGACAAAGCCUGCAAAGACGCAAGCUCUCGAAGCAAUCAAAUUGCUAGUGGAAAGACAAAUCGUGCCAAUCGCCAGAGCCCAGUUGAAAAUCCGCAUCAUAGUGUCCAAAAGGGUAUACCUGAAGCUCUACGAAGACGAGAUCAAGCCCACAAUCGACCAUUUGGAGGAAUUGGACCUGCUGAACGGGAAAUACGAAAUUGUAGCCAUCAUUGAUCCCAUCAACUAUCGCGUGUUGGGCACUCUAUUGGAGCAGAAAGACUACAAGAAUGAAAGCUCGCUUGAAGUGUUGGACAUGUCUGCUAUUAAGGAAACAUAG
Lodderomyces beijingensis is the source of this 756-nucleotide messenger RNA. Lineage: Eukaryota; Fungi; Ascomycota; Pichiomycetes; Serinales; Debaryomycetaceae. The record is from the annotation of a GenBank genome assembly.